Molecule: messenger RNA, 659 nt
Organism: Prorocentrum cordatum
Lineage: Eukaryota; Dinophyceae; Prorocentrales; Prorocentraceae
Source: the annotation of a GenBank genome assembly
GACAGGCUGGCGGUGACGAUGAAGCUCUCGCUGCGCAACGCGCAGGACAUUCGCGAGCUCUACCACGCCACCUCGGACUUCUGGCUCCUGCCAGCAUCGUCGCCCCCGUUCAUCGCGGGCAUGGAGGCCGCCAAGCAGUAUGGACAAGCAGUACGCGCAGCAGGCAAGAAACACGGUCUCGGACCCCCCCACGUCCACAUCUGCAGCGCCAUGCUCAGGGAGAUGUACGAAGCGCUGGACGGCGACACAGGGAGCACCACCGAGAAGACAGCCAAGGGCGUCAUCCGCGAGUACAUCGAGGCGACGACGGGCAAGAUUGGACCACAGAUCAUACAAGAAACAGUGCUCUCCUGGAAAGUCAACGAGGCCUACAAGCGCGACGACCUGGACGAGUCCGAGCACAAAGGCAAACUGCAGUACACGCUCAACCCGCUCCCGACCCUCGUGCCGCACCUGAUGUCACAGGAGCCAGGCGAGGCGGUCCUGACCAUGGCGAGGGGCUACUCGCCGACGAAGCUCAAGGAGGCCUUGACGACGGCGAUCCUGGUGCUGAACGGCGUCAAGGGGCAGGGAGCGGCGCCCAAGAGCGCCCUGGAGAGGGCGGUCGGGUACAGAUCACUACCGGAGCUCGACGGCACCAACCGUCCCAACGACGGUAG